UCUUCCAAGCUCCUUUGGUAAUUGUCAAUGCACAUGCGCAACUUGAGUGUAGAAAAAAGUAUGUUAUAGGAGAAUGAGCUUUCGUUAAGAAUGUUGCUGUGCGCUUUCGCUAUGUAAAUAAAAGUAUAUUUUUGUAACAUGGAUGUUCUUUACUCUCUAAUGCGAAGCACUAGGUUAAUGCACGAAUCUCGACUGAUUCAGAAUCCUUUUUCAAACCGUGGAUCACCAGAGGGGCUUUGAUUUCGAAGAUCACUGGAUUCGAAUUUCACUAGAUUCUCAAAAUCAGACAUAUCAAAGGUUUUCAAAAGUUGGAAUCAGAACCCAUAGUCCUUGUCUAGAAGAAGUAACUGCGGUUCGAACACAGUUUUCCAACAGAGUGAUCGACGUCGUCUCCGACGAAUUGUACAGCAGAACAUGGACCCUACUGUGCUUCAACUGACAAAAAUCGUCAACCAAAGCUUUUACCAACAGAUUUCAGCUUGAACCAUGCGCAGAGGAUAGGUCAGGUGCCUGUGAGAAAGCCACUCAUUUUUGCCCUACAUGCAAGAAUUCAUUUGCAGUGAAGUCGGGAAAGAAGAUACUGGACAUCUGAGGAUUGGAAACGGGUAAUGGGGUUGGAUGAAUCACUCUACACCUUAUGUUGCACUGAUAGAAGACGUCAAAUUUUGCGAUAACCCCAUGAAGCCAUGAAUCCAUCUUGCCUUACUCAUACUGUGCAAGGGUCUGGUGAGAGUAUCAUGAUAUGGAGCAUGUUCUGCUGGCAUGGAACUGGUGCCCCGGUGUUCCUCGAGGGUAAACAAACAGCCAUGAGAUACCUAGAUAUACUGGCAGAUCAAGUGCACCCUGCAAUAUUGCAUAUUUACCUUGAUGGUGACGGAUACUUUAUGGACGACAAUGCAACUGUACAUCGUGCCAGAAGUCUUCAAAAUUGAUUCGCUGAAUAUCAGUCUGACUUCCAACACCUUACCUGGCCACCGCAUAGUCUGGAUCGUAACCUCAUAGAAAAUGUGUGUGAUGUGGAUUCAAGAUGCAUCCGACAGUACUCUCCUCUUCCAUGUAAUUUACGAGAUCUAAAAUGCAUGGUAUUCUCUGGAGGUAAAUGCACUCCAGAAGCAUGUAGACUUGAUGCCCAAAUAAAUCAGAGCAGUUAUCCGUGCAUAAGGGGUCCAAUAAAAUAUUGAUCUUUGGUUUCUUAUUCAUUGAUUAGUGUAUGUAUAUCCAAAGAGCUUUCCCUCUGCCCUGAGUCCGGAUUUUUAGGCAUGUGCAAACGAACCCAUAGGUUAAUUUGCUUAUUUUUCGAAGAACAUUCCGGGUCUUAUAUCCCUUGCAGAAAUAUGUUAAUCUCCUUACCCCCCCCUCCAUUUUGUAUAUUAUUUUUUAAGCAUCCUUCUAACUAGAACUAAUAACAGAUCGAUUUUUAUUUUUAGUGUUUUCCUUAUUUUUCUAUUUGAUGAAUUUGGCCGCACCUACACACUUCAGCUGAGAAUUUAUAUGAUAUGAAACUUUUUUCCGUGCCUUACUAGUUUAACUUAUUUAAGUGGGUCACUUUUAAAAGUGCAGAGAAGUCUAAUAACUAGAUGUGCUACUUCGGAAUUGAUUCAAGGAGCUCAUUCCAGAAAAAGGUAAUUGGAAACGUGCCCCAAGAAUAUAGACCUGCUAUUCGUUGAUGAACUGACUGAAUUUACUGAACGAGCAGCUCUUGUUGGAAGCGUAUCAGGAAUGUCCGAUUUCAAUGUUAAGGAAGAAAAGAUUGCUUAUCUUCCCAUGUUAAAAUCAUCAAGAUGAUUGCCUGGAUCCAGAUAUUUUCGAUACUCUCGAUGCUAUUUGUUUCAGAAGCGGCAACUUAUACGAAGAAUAUGUCGUUGCCGAAGCUGAAGAAUAUGUCGUUGUUGAAGCUGAAGAAUGUUUCGAAACGUCGACGCUUUGCCGAGGCCCAAAGUUAUCUGGCAAUCGACCUGUAUAAGAAAUCCCUGGUUCCACGUCGACUACAGGUUAAAGGUAAAGCCGAACAGAGUUCCGCUAUUGCUCCAUUGAGUAUUACUGGUGCGUUCCUUGCUCUUCAGGAUGGCCUUAAUGAACACAGAGGAGCAGAUGAAGUCUGGAUGUUUCUAGGCUAUGAAAGAAGUAAAAUAAAUACUGAAGAUGCCCAUGCUGAGUAUACUAGAUUUCUAAACGAAGAGCAGCGACCGACGUCUUGGCCUCCACGGUAUGUGUUGGAAUUAGGCAACAACAUUAUAUCAGAUACCAGUUUGUCUCUUCUUAAGGAAUAUCAAAGAAAAAUGGAAAACUACCAUCGUGCAACCGUGAAGCAAACUGAAUUGUUUCACGAUAAUCCCGCCUUACUGAAAGAGAUGAAUUCGUGGAUCAAAGAAAAAACUCGCGGCUCACUUAGUAAUAUUAUUGAUCCCUUCAAAUCUCAAAUCAAGAUGAUGAUAUUAAGUACUUCUUACUUUAUGGGAAAAUGGGAAACUGAAUUUAAUCCCAAGAGAACUAUAAAUGCACCAUUUCAUUGUAGAAAUAGCGAAGUUAAGUCUGUGCAAAUGAUGCAAGUUGAAGCAAUUGUUGAAUAUACUAAGAAUGACGAAUACUUUGGUCUGGAGGUGCACUUUAAUGGGGACCGAAUUCGAAUGCUCAUCUUGUGUCCCAAAGAUGCAGUUCGUAUGCGUAAGCUCGAAGAAUCUUUGACAUUUGAGCAGUUACUCGAAAUUCGCAAAAGGAUGACUUCGCAGAAAAUGAGGAUCAUUCUGCCGAAGGUUAAAAUUGCGAUUAAUCGAAAACUGAAUAACGUCGCUAGCCAACUGCAGCUAAAUAAGAUCUUUAUCCCUGAUGCAACUCCCUUUGGAGGAAUGACGGAAAAAGACUACAUGUUUGUUAGCGAUGUCCAUCAUUCAGCUGUAAUCGAUGUACACGAAAAAUUCGUGAUAGUUUCAGGCGUGACUGCAAUAGCUGUUUCGAGAAGUAAGACUAUAAAGAAGCGCAGUCCUAGGUUUGCAGAUGAUGGUAAAUGCAUGAAGAGGACACGCUUGUCUUCGAACUCAAGCGGGUUGCUUAGAGUGUAUAGUGGCUAUCGAAAUAAUGCAAGUCCAAGUCAUUUUAUAUCAGCAGUCGUCCUGGAUGAGAAAGAUAUGAAGCCUAUGUAUAUUCUGGAUGACACUAAUACUUGGAUAACAGAUGACAUUGAAAGUAUACCUGAUGCGCAUAUAUCAUGUAAACUUGAGAAAUCGCCUGAAAAAUUCAGUGUUAAAGCUGAAAAAUCCAAUGUUAAAGAAGUAAACAUUAAUCGCCCAUUCCUUUUAGCGAUUUUGCAUUCAGAUUACGAUAUGAUUUGGUUCAUUAGCCGUGUCUUCGAAUGUCCAGAGAUUCGUUCUAUGACAAGUCCUGAAGACUGGCAUCACGUCCCAGGUCAAUUGAAUCCAGCAGAUCUUCCAUCACGGGGAUGCGAUGCAGAAACACUACGAAAAUCUCGAUGGUGGGAAGGACCAUCGUGGCUGAUAAAACCAAUGGAAGAAUGGCCAAGUUCUAACGUAGUUCCUGAUUUCAAUAUAAUAGAUUUAGAAAAAAGGAAGACUAUUGUUAGCACAGUUAAUCACGAAAUUCACCCCCGGAAAAAUAUUAUGAUAGAUUCUCUUCGUACAACCAACUACUUAGUCACUGCAUCAAUGUUCGAGUUCUAUCUUUCCAAAUUUAAGUUGGAGUGUUCUGAGGAACUGUUUGAACACAUAAAAGGAAUAGGAGCCAACAAAACGUUCCAGCCAACGUACGACUUGUCUGUAAUGCCAAGUAGCAAAGAAAUCUACGUUAAUCAUAAUCAAGUUCUGCACGAGGCAGUAGUAGAAGUAAACGUGAAAGGCAGUGAAACAUCAGCAGUUACUGGAGUUAAAGGCCUUCAAGCAAGUUCUGCACCAUCCUUUACUGCUGAUCAUCCUUUCCUCUUUGUUACUGCGGAGGAAAAAAGGCGAUACUAUUUAUGGGUAGUGUAAAUAUCUUGUAAUGCUAUGAAAUACUUUAAUAAAAUAUCAUUAUGCAGGAAACUGUCUUUGAUUUGGAUUUCAUUCUCGGGGGAGGGGAAGGGACAUUAUUCAUAAAUUAUAAUGUUACUGUAUUUUUCGAUAUACGGAGAACAUGAAUUAUGACUUCACAAUUUCAUAUUCCUAUCUCUAAAUAUCUCAUUCAUAACAUUCUGC
This is a messenger RNA of Stegodyphus dumicola, 4184 nucleotides long. Its product is annotated as serpin B8-like. The record is from RefSeq and is a predicted model, not a curated record. NCBI's taxonomy places the organism in Eukaryota, Metazoa, Arthropoda, Arachnida, Araneae, Eresidae. Gene Ontology annotation, molecular function: serine-type endopeptidase inhibitor activity.